AAUAUUUCAUCAUUUAAAAUUAAUUUAAAUACAAGACAUUGGUGGUUUAUGAAAAAGAAAGAUAAAAGCUAUAACUAAGCAGGUGCAAAUCUUAGGGAUGUUUCAAAAUGGAAGAAUAGAUGAGGAACAGAGGAAAAAAACCCCAAAUGUUGAGAUGGCCCCACCAAGUCAAGCAAAAUGUGCACACAAUACAGCUAGCAAAGCGCUGUCCCAUUGAAGAUCAGAUACAUGAUCACGGGAAAGGUCUGGGCAAAUUAAGAAAUUUCUUCAGCAGUCUUUCAGGUGGAGUCGUAGCCCUAUGGAAAUAUUAUUGUGAGGUUUUGAAGGCCUAUGUUAAAUAAAGCCAAAUAGGAGUGUGUACAUAUAAAUGGAAACCCUAUCUCUACAAUUGGGUAUAGGGAAGAGAAGUUUCCAUUCUAAUUCUAUAUUUAUUUCUAGAAAGCAUCCUUUCUAAAUGGCUAUGAGGAAUCACAGCACCAUCAUGGAGUUUAUCCUUCUUGGGCUGUCUGCUGACCCCCACGUCCAGGCAUUGUUGUUUAUGCUGUUCCUGAUGAUUUACCUCCUGACCAUGGUGGGGAACCUGAUGCUGCUGCUGGGGAUCAGGGCUGAUUUCCACCUUCACACCCCCAUGUACUUCCUCUUGAGUAAUCUAUCAUUUGUGGAUCUCUGCUUCUCUUCAGUCACUGUGCCCAAGAUGCUAGAGAACCUCGUGUCUGAGGAGAAAACCAUCUCAGUGGAAGGGUGCCUGAUUCUGGUCCUCUUUGUGCUUAUCACUGCAGGGACUGAAGCCUUUCUUCUUUCAAUGAUGGCGUAUGACCGCUAUGCUGCCAUCUGCCAUCCCUUGCUCUAUGGCCAGUUAAUGAGCGACCAAAUGUGUUUGAGUCUGGCAUCGGCUUCAUGGGGCCUGGGUUUUCUGGAUGCAGUCAUCAACAUUCUCCCCGCUGUAAAUAUGAACUUCUGUGAAGCACAGGCCAUUCCACACUACAGCUGUGAGCUGCCCUCCCUCUUUCCUUUGUCCUGCUCCGAGGUCUCCACCAAUGUAACUGUUCUGGUCUGCUCCACACUCCUGCAUGGCUUUGGCACAUUCUUCCUGAUCCUCUUCUCCUAUGUCCAUAUUGUCUCCACCAUCUUGAGCAUAAGGUCCACCACAGACAGAAGCAAGGCCUUCUCCACCUGCUCUUCCCACAUCACUGCAGUGAGUUUUUUCUAUGGUUCAGCUUUCCUCCGUUAUCUCAUUCCAAGCUCAGGUUCACCUCUGGAGUUGAUCUUCUCCACCCAGUAUGGUGUGAUCACUCCCCUGGUGAAUCCCCUCAUUUAUAGCCUAAAAAACAAAGAAGUAAAGGCAUCUGUGAGAAGAACCUUGUGA
Chinchilla lanigera (long-tailed chinchilla) is the source of this 1366-nucleotide messenger RNA. Its product is annotated as olfactory receptor 8S1-like. Gene Ontology annotation, molecular function: olfactory receptor activity; G protein-coupled receptor activity. Bases 455 to 1366 code for a protein of 303 amino acids. Gene Ontology annotation, cellular component: membrane. The transcript has a single exon. The record is from RefSeq and is a predicted model, not a curated record. NCBI's taxonomy places the organism in Eukaryota, Metazoa, Chordata, Mammalia, Rodentia, Chinchillidae. Gene Ontology annotation, biological process: G protein-coupled receptor signaling pathway.